AUACAUAAUACAACAAUGUACAACAACAUACAACACUCAUACAUCAUACAAUAAUGUACAACAACAUACAACACUCAUACAUCAUACAAUAACAUACAACAACACACAACAUACACCACUCAUACAACAACAUACAACACUAACAUCAACAGCAUUAACAUAAACUAUAGCUUGUCGAGCGUAAAACGUAAUGUGUGCUUGACAACUUCUUUCUCCUGGUGUCUUCCUUGCACCGACAGUAGAGCAAGAACAGAACAACACACACAGAAACACACAAAACAGGUUGUCUGAGACUGUCAGCACCAAAAACAUGGACUGUCUGUGUGAACUGAACACGAACACUAUCUGGAAUGUACCUGUUGCCUGCCUGCUUAUUGUUAACAAGCCAAGGGAGGAUUCAGCGGAGAGACUUCACCCAUAGCAGCGAAACCAGAGGAGCAAAACCCCAAAAUGCCCCCAGGCAAAACCAACCUCAACAAAGAAUGGACCAGCACUCUGCCUUUUCAGACUCAGUGAGGCAGUGCAUUUUGUGAUUAAUGAGAUAUGAGUACUUUUGUUGAGGGAGCCUUUUAUACUGUAGCCUUUCCAUUCACUGUCACACUCUGUCCCAAAUGGCACCCUCUUCCAUUUAUAGUGCCCUAUGGGUCAUGGUCAAAAGAAGUGUUCAAUUUGGAAUGCACACACUGAACAUGGAGUGUUAUCUCAUUCAGAGAGUAGUGUUAUCUCAUUCAGAGAGUAGUGUUAUCUCAUUCAGAGAGUAGUGUUAUCUCAUUCAGAGAGUAGUGUUAUCUCAUUCAGAGAGUAGUGUUAUCUCAUUCAGAGAGUAGUGUUAUCUCAUUCAGAGAGUAGUGUUAUCUCAUUCAGAGAGUAGUGUUAUCUCAUUCAGAGAGUAGGUUUGUAGGGUUUAGCAGUGUGAACAUGAAUGUCUGCCUCUAUAGAGGGAAGUGUUCAUGUUGUAUUGUUACAGGUGCUAAAAAUAGCAAGCCUCUUACUAUGUCAGACUGAGUUGUUCUCCAGGGCUUGGAGUAAAGGAUCAGGUUGGAAGGGUUUGCGAAUUAUUAUGCAACAUUUAAGGAUUGGUUUCCUGGACAUAGAUUAUGCUUAUUCUUGGAUUCAAAUGUUUUAGUCCAGGUCCAGGCUUAAUCUGUGUCUGGGAAACCAGCCCUACAACAUGUUGCUGGGUCUUAUACUACACAGGAAGUAAUCCUACUACACAUAUUUCAUAAUGCCAUACAAAAAAAAUGUAACACUACAGUUUAAAUAUAAUUAAGAAAUAAGGCCUGAGGGGGUGUGGAAUAUGGCCAAUAUACCACAGCUAAUGGCUGUUCUUAAACAUGACGCAACGCGGAGUGCCUGUAUACAGCCCUUAGCCGUGGUAUAUUGGCAAUAUACCACAAACCCCUAAGGUGCCUUAUUGCUACCAACUUAAUUAGAACAGGUCAAAUACAUGUUUGUGAUACCCAUGGUAUAUGGUCUGAUUUACCACGGCUUUCAGCCAAUCAGCAUUCAGGGCUCGAACCACCCAGUUUAUAAUAUGUAAUAAUGUGCACAAAAUAAAUUCAAGAAUGGAUUCAUUCAGCUAUAUACUGUAACAUUGGACCAUACAAGCUAUGCAAUUGACAAUAUCAAGUAUUAUGCCUUGUGCAUUAGCCUUUGCAUUAUGCAUUGAUUGGGUGUUUAAUUUAAUUUUACUAUUUUUAUUUCCUUAGGGGCAAUUCAUGGGAUUCGUUAGUUAUAUAAUCUUACUAGCGAGUUACCUUAAAUCACCCUCAAGUAUAUAAACUGCACACAUGAGCGCUAAAGACGUCAAGGAAGUCACGUGAGUCGCGAGCACUGCAGCUGUGGGCAAGAAAAGUUUUGAGAGGGUGGCAACUGGCGAGAAUGACGCGUGACUGUCUUACAGUAGAUCAAACACGCAUACUAGCAGUCCACAGAGCUGUCCAGUGCAAAUCCUGAUAAAUCCAUGUAGACUAUGACAAGAUAUGAUUUAGAAUACCUUUAUAAAGUCUAACAGUGGAGUAUUUAGAGGGAACAUGUAAGUAGCCCUUACAUGGUGGAUCACUUGGUGGAUACUGGAUAGAAACAUUCCCUCGCGCAAAAGUCCACCUGCGUAAUUUUGAUUUAUGGAUUAAUGCUUUUAGCGCAAAAACCAAUACUCGCUGCUUUUUGGCUGGUUCGAGGGGGUGACCACCACCACCACCUCUUGAAUGACCCGCUGUGAAGGAAUGAGUGAUGCCGGACAGAGGAUGUAACAUCUGGAGUCUGGUGGUACUGUCGGUGUUGGAGAUGGGGCUCGGUGCGUCCAGCAUCGCGCUCGGGGUGUUCGGCAUCAUCCGAGUCCGGUCGGUUCACAAGCUGCAGCUGGGGGAUGCCUCUCCUAUAUGGAGCGGAAUUUGUUUUCUCAUCUGUGGACUAUGUGGGAUGGUGUGUGCGAAGAAGAGGUCAGGAUUGAUUAUGAUCCUAUUUUCAGCCUGCUGUAUCUGUGGGUUGAUCAGUGGGAUCCUAAACUUCCAGUUUGUGCGUGUGGUGGCAAAGCGUCCCGAUGCCUUGCCGUCCCUCUACCUGGCCAUCAUGGUGAUGGCCUGCCUGGGCAUCGGAGUGUCCAUCCUGUUUACCUGGCUCACCUGUCGUCUGGCCAGCAGCGAACAGCAGAGGAUGUACCUGGAGAGAGAGCUGUCCCUGCACCACUCCCAUGAGAUGAAUGAAAAGGAGUUGGCUGAGAGAUCUGAGAGAGCAGCCAGCAUUCCCCAGAUCUCCUUCAAUGGAAAGUCCUCACCUCCAUUGUCAUUAGGCUGAAGCCCAGCUGUGUUACUGUAUUCAAAGCAACAUGGAAACAAUGUUGGUUCCAUACAACACCAAUGGUUGCAGGGGAUGUGAUCUCUUGCAAUUAACUGAUACACAAAGGAAUCAACUGAAGUUACGGCAACACUAUGAGAAGGCGCUGUGAGAUUUGACAAUCGGCUUACCAGUGACGAUGUAGGCUGAAUGAUGCACCUGGAUAGUCCCCAGACAUGGCUUUGGGGGACAUGGAAACAGCAGAUAGAGGGGACAAAGCUAUGGCACCUCCAAAGGCUCAAAAAGAACAACUAAACCACUUGAGAUUGUCAGUGUUGAGACAGUGAAAGACAUAACUGCUUCAGGGUUUGACUGGUCAUAGAGAUCAUGUCAUACAGUGGAAGUGGUUUCCAGUACUAUUAUUUAUUUUAAUGAUUAUUUAUUAUUUAAAUAUAUGUUUGUUUAUUCAUAAGCAUGCAAAUAUAAUAACAUCCCAUCUGUGAUAGGUUUUUACAAUUUAGAGCAUUAUAAUGAAUUAAAGGUUUAAUGAUGGUGAUGGAUGAUGACUACGAUGGAUGAUGAUGAUGAUGAUGAUGACUACAGUGGAUGAUGAUGUUGAUGGUGAUGAUGUUGAUGGCUUUAUUGUAUCCAUUAGGAAAUUCAUUCUAUAUGAAUUAGUAUAUUUUGCAGCAGACCACCACCAGUAGGAGGCAGUAGUGAUAGUUAUAUUUCCCCACUAGAGGGAGCACUCCAUCUUUUUAAUUUAUUUUCUUACCAAACGGCACCCUAUUACCUACAUAGUGCACUACUUUUGACCAGAGCCCUGUGGUCAAUAGUAGUGCACUAUAUAGGGAAUUGGGACUCAGAUGUUGAAUCUUGUAGAAGAACAUUUGAACAGCAUAAUAAAUAUGGAAGGUUAUGGAUAAAUGAGCAGAGUGUUGCAGACAGAUUGAAAUUGCAGUCCUACUUCCUGUGUAUCCCUGAGCAAAGCCCUUAACCUGAA
Molecule: messenger RNA, 3778 nt
Organism: Salmo salar (Atlantic salmon)
Lineage: Eukaryota; Metazoa; Chordata; Actinopteri; Salmoniformes; Salmonidae
Product: transmembrane protein 196
Source: RefSeq, a predicted model, not a curated record